AUGACGCAUCGAUACAUCGCGUACCCGGUGCAUUAUUCACCCGGUCUUCUUCAUUUCGUUCAGGACGGCUCCAUCGGACCUGCGUGUACCUUCGGCCCGUACUUGAAGCCGGCCAUUCACAACAAAGAAACUCACAGUGCAAUCGCUCUGCAACCCGACGACGGCAUUCAAAGGGUUGUAUUUCACGGCUUGUAUGAUGACUACUAUGACUGCGCCGACGAUGAUGAUGACGACGACGACAACGACCAGGAUGAGGACGAGUGCGACCUGGAUGAUGAUGCUUUGGGAUCGGCGACCCAGCGAUCGAGCUAUGAGGUUGCCAUGCUCAUGAUUGACGUAGAUCGUUCUACUCAGCGUACCCCGGAAGCCCAAAGAGAGUCCCUACGCCUUCGCGAGUUCUCAGCUGCGAUGGACGGAUCUCGCCCGGCAACUCCGCCGACCCCGAAAGAGAGUCAGGACGUGGCCCAGCUCCUCGACGAACUUCGCCAGGUCAAAGCCACAGUCGAUGCGUUACAGGAGUCGAGCGCCAAGCAAAUCGCACAGCUUGAAAAGCUGGUCAAGGAGAAGAGCCGGACCAUUCAGCAGCUCGAAGAGCAACUCGAACGUCAGAAAGAUUACGAUGACCUCAAGACACAGUUGAGGAAGCUGCACAAUGGGAGUCAACACCACCAUCAACUUCAUCAUCAAUUAACCUUAACGCAACAACACCUGCAACAGCAGCAACAGCAACAACAACAGCAGCAGCAUAUUCAUCUCGUCGCAAACGAAAUGAACCAGUUAGCUAUACUCAAUCAAAAUCAAGCUCCGGUUAAACGAGAGGACGCCGGUGGCGAGUCGCCGCGUUCGACUGACGGCAUCGAUGACGCGAAAUCCGAAGAGAACGAAAGAGGACGCUUGCAACACAACGUUGAGGCGUUUGGGUCGCUCUUGGGGGAGGAGAUUGUUUCGACAUUCUCUCGCAUGCUCAAAAGAGAAGCAUCUGAACCUGGAGUUCAAUGUGUGGGUCAAGCCAGUCCUCCCGCGACUCCUAAAUCACACGACGACAUGUCGUCAGGAACGGAAGGUUCAGGCUCUCGCUUCGGCGAAGAGCACGCUGCCAGCCUUGAGCGCCUCCAGGAGUGUCUGCGCCAGAACGUCGACAAGUAUCAGUCCGAAGCGCUCAACACGGGCCAGAUUGCCAGAUGCGUCAGAGAGCUUCUCAGUGCACACAACAUUGGGCAGAGGCUUUUUGCCAAGUACGUUCUGGGCUUGUCGCAGGGCACGGUGAGCGAACUGCUCUCCAAGCCCAAGCCAUGGGACAAGUUAACCGAGAAAGGGCGCGAUUCCUAUAGAAAAAUGCACGCCUGGGCCACCGACGAGAACUGCAUCAUGAUUUUGAAGGCACUUGUACCACGCAAGGGUUCAAAGGAGACGCCAUCGACCCCGGUCGGCGCUUUCCGCCAUGAAGACCUUGCCGAAGAUCGGAUUGUCCAGAUUCUCUCCGAGGCCCAGCAAGCGAUGAUUACGCCGAUGACGCCGAAGAAGGAAGAGCCCGAUUCCGACACAGCCGAUAGUCCUCAGAAUCUCAGUAAGAAGAAAGAAGACAAGGAUCAGGCAGGAAUCGAUCUUCCACACGAGUUCCUCGCUCGAAUCUACCAGGAGGAACUCGCCAAGCUGAUGGGCCAGCGAGUCGAAGAGAGUUUCCGCAAUCCCGCCUCGGCGUAUGAUCGUUCUCAGGACGACAUCCGACAGGCGCUCUCGAUUUAUCAUCAAGAGAUUUCGAGAUUGUCGCAAUUGGCCCUGACGCCCGGACACGACCUGGCUCGAUUCAGCGCAGCUUUACCCGGUGCCUUGUUCAACGGCAUCAAUCUGCAGGCGAUGGCUGAUCCGCGAGGACGCGAAGCCCUUGAGCGUCAGCAGAGCGCCUUCUCGAUGGUUCAGGCUGCCCAGCAGGUCCAGCAGCAGCAACAACAACAACAUCACCAACAGCAGCAGCAACAACAACACCAGCAGCAGCAACAUCAACAGCAAGCCAGAAAAUAUCCGGCGCAAAGCCCGCCCGCUGUUCUGAACGUGACCAACGAUAGCGAGGAAAGCAAUCCCCUGCAACGGAUGCAGAGCAUCACGAAUUCGCUCCUGACGCAAUCUGCCAUGCCGAGUCUGGCGACGCCGAGUCCACGCCAGGCGAAGGCCGUGUUGCCCCCGAUCACGCAGCAACAGUUCGACAAGUACAACAAUCUGAACACCGAAGAUAUCGUCAAGAAGGUCAAAGAGCAGCUUUCUCAAUACAGCAUUUCGCAGCGGCUCUUUGGCGAAAGUGUAUUGGGACUCUCCCAGGGCUCCGUUUCGGACCUGCUCGCGAGGCCGAAGCCGUGGCACAUGCUCACUCAGAAGGGCCGAGAGCCUUUCAUCCGCAUGAAGAUCUUCCUCGAGGACGAACAGGCCGUUCACAAACUGGUGGCCUCUCAGUAUAAGAUCGCUCCGGAAAAGUUGAUGCGGACCGCCGGCUUCACGGCGGCCGCCAUGAACAAAGUUACGCCUGUUCGACACCACCAGUUCGAUGCGACGAAAAACUCGUCGAUCGAAUCACUCCAAGCCGCCAUGAAAGAACAAGUUCAUCUAAAUCUCACCCCACCCGCAGCCCUCGCAGCUCUCCAGCGACAGUUACCUCCUCUGGCGACACAUUCACCUUCGCCGACGCCGAUCGCAGCGAUUACGGCGGCAAACGCGCCUUCACCGAACAACAAUAACACGAAUAGCCCAAAAAACCCAGCGGCAAUCAGCAACAGUAGAUCGCCGUACAUGCAGCCUUCCGUUUACGAGAUGGCUGCUUUGACAACCGAUCUGGACACGCAGGUCAUCACGGCCCGUAUCAAGGAAACACUCAUGGCGCACAACAUUGGCCAAAAGAUCUUUGGAGAAGCGGUGCUGGGCCUAUCGCAGGGGUCAGUGAGCGAACUGCUGUCCAAACCAAAGCCGUGGCACAUGCUGUCGAUUAAGGGCCGGGAGCCCUUCAUUCGCAUGCAGUUGUGGUUGAGCGACCCGCACAAUGUGGACAAACUUCAGGCGCUGAAAAACGAGCGUCGUGAGGAUCUCAGACUAUUUGCAGCUAACAAACGGCGUCGAGGACUCGAAGUCGACUUCCCUCGGAUGGAACUGGCUGGUUUUCCGUUCCCUUCGCCGAACUCUCCAUUCCCGGCGGCGAAGAAGCCGCGAGUUCUGUUCUCCGACGAACAGAAGGAAGCUCUCCGACUCGCCUUCUCAAUGGACCCCUAUCCGAAUCAAGCGACGAUCGAGUUUCUCGCCAACGAGCUCAAUCUGUCCGUGCGUACGAUCACCAAUUGGUUCCACAACCACCGCAUGCGGCUGAAGCAGCACUGCUCGCCAAACCCCGAGGACCCUCGCCCUCCAGAGCUCAACCCUGCAAUGCGCGACCAAGGAAACAACUUUGACCCAGUCGCCUUCAGAUCGGCCCUCGUUCAGCGUCUACGCGACAUCCAGAACGGGGAUCGUUCGGCGUCGCGAAAUUCGACGCCACCCGCGAUCUCCUACAACAACAGCUAUUCGCCUUCGUCGACGAACGACGAAGGAACCCUAGACCUCUCGAUGGCGACCGGUCACGGCAAGAGUGACAACGAGGACAGCCAAGAGCCGACCGCGACCGAAGGUAGCGAUCGGGAUUCGCUCGACGGAGCCACCCAGACCAACAACAAAUCUUCAUCGUCUCGAAGGAAGCCAGCAAUGCCAAAGUGGAUCGAUCCUGGUCUCAACGACUGCGAGCACGACGAACCCGAACAGGAGCUCAUCAUCAAUGGCGUUUGCAGAUUGAACAGCUCUGAUUUACGUGCAAAGACUGACUGUGAUGAGUCGAUAGUCCGUAUCGAACCGGUCGCAGCCCCUGACGACCUCAGCAAAAAACGGCAAGAAAGCAACAAUAACACCGACGAUAUUCACGGGCUCACCGGUGCAGCGUCAGACGAUGAAUUUUGA
Molecule: messenger RNA, 3969 nt
Organism: Galendromus occidentalis (western predatory mite)
Lineage: Eukaryota; Metazoa; Arthropoda; Arachnida; Mesostigmata; Phytoseiidae
Gene: ct
Product: homeobox protein, cut
Exons: 9
Coding region: 1-3969 (1322 amino acids)
Biological process (GO): regulation of transcription by RNA polymerase II
Cellular component (GO): nucleus
Molecular function (GO): DNA-binding transcription factor activity, RNA polymerase II-specific; RNA polymerase II transcription regulatory region sequence-specific DNA binding
Source: RefSeq, a predicted model, not a curated record